Molecule: messenger RNA, 1978 nt
Organism: Bombina bombina (fire-bellied toad)
Lineage: Eukaryota; Metazoa; Chordata; Amphibia; Anura; Bombinatoridae
Gene: TMEM106A
Product: transmembrane protein 106A
Exons: 10
Coding region: 684-1478 (264 amino acids)
Source: RefSeq, a predicted model, not a curated record
CUUCCUGUUAGCAGGAGGAUAAAUCCCACAAGUAAGGAUGAAAUCUGUGGACUCGUCAUAUCGUUGAAGAAAUUAAUUUAUCAGCUCACAAUUAACCGUUUCGUAUUGGAAGAUAUUGAAGGGAGAGUUUGAAAAGCUGCAUAGGAGCAGCAUUAGCUGAUGUGGAGAUAGCCCAGAGAGGCGGGCGAGGGGCUGUUUCUCAUGCACGAGCACGGAAACCCUGCUUUACAGAGGGAUUUAUGAAUAUUUAUGAGGAGGCAGGAGAGUGGGAAUGGAUUCGCUGCAGCGGGGGCGGAGCUCCGGAUGUUGCUGAGGUGCAGGGGAAAGUUUGAAAACUGCUGGCUAUUGGGGGACAAUUCUUAUACAACACCUGUCCUAUGCAAGUCUAGGCGUCUACGUUCGCUUGGACUCCUCCUAUUCUUUGGCCUUUCUUCUUUCUACCUGUUUCUAACCCCAGACUCUGUUUAACUCCUCCCUCUGAGGGCUGAACACAAAGUUUCAUUUCCUUGCUCUGACUGUUCCUAGCUCCCGGAGUCUUUCAGCAUUGACAGAUAACACUGUGCUUGUGCACGUGAAGUUACCUGGGAGCCAUCACUGAUUGGCUAAACUGCAAGUCUGUCAAAAGAAGAAAGAAAGGGGCAGUCUGCAGAGGCUUAGAUACAAGAUAAUCACAAAGGGGCAUCAUGAAGAAAGCACUGUCUGGUUUGAAGCACUUGAUAAUGCCGGGGGGUGGAGAGACUGAUCCAGUAUUAAGCUGCAAAAGGGAAGACGCAUCACCAUCAUAUAUGAGUAUAAAUCACAGUGACACAUCCGGUUCCUCUCACUCCUCUGAAUCUGAUUCCCGGGGGAGUGCUGCCUGCCCCUCCUGUCGUGGGACUGGGCGAAUACCAAGAGGUCAGGAGAAGGAGUUGGUAGCUUUGAUUCCGUACAGUGAUCAGCGGCUGAAACCACGAAGAACGAAGCUGUAUGUGUUCCUUGCGGUUAUCAGCUGCCUGCUAAUCUGCUUCAUGGUCAUAUUUUUCCUGUUUCCUCGCUCUAUCUCCAUAAACCACGCAGGUGUAAAUUCAUCCUAUGUAAAGUAUGAUGCAGAUCAUAGGUCUGUAAACCUUCUGACAACUAAUAAACUGAACAUCUCCAAUAAAAACCUUUUUGCCAUUGAGGUAACGCAGUUGAAUAUUGAGUUUUUACAUCUGUCCGUUGUGGUCGGUAACUUCAGUAAAGCAAACUUCAAGAAGAUUGGUCCAUUAGUGAGCGAGCAGGUGUUUUACACAGUGGAGAGCACUAUUCAGGAUGAAAACACGUUUUAUAUCUGUACCUGGUCACAGUUUUCCGUCCACAAUAUUCUUCUUCAUGUACAGGGUACUAUGAAUUGUUCAUAUCUUGGCCACUGGGAGCAAUUAACUUUUGAAGGCUAUGAAUAUUUGGAUUGUAGGAACAAUGCCACUGUCCCUCACUUAGUGCUCAGCAAUCCACCCUGAAAAUGAUUCAAAGGCCGUCAGCGGCUCAGAUUUAUGAAUUACGGAGGAAGAGGUCUUUACUCCUAUCAAGGUGGAAUAAGCAAAACAUUUGUCACGUGUUUUUUUUUUUGUUUGUUUUUUGUAGAGACACAUUGGGAAACAGAAGUUUUGUUGAAAUAGUCACACUCUUUGUUCAAUAUAAGAGGAUGGACAUGUAAGAUUUCUAAAGUGAAUGCAAGGAAGAUGGAAUUAUAUGAACAUUGUUUACUACCUCUGUACCAAAACACUUUUUUAAAGUUGAAGUGGAUAAAGGAAUAAAGGGAAUUCCUGCAAAUCUAAAAAUCUAAAAAAAUGAUGACUAAAGGGCACUUUUAAUUUCUAAUGUCAUAUACGGAUCAAAGUAAAUUAUAAAUAGCCCUGUAUUUUAUUUCUAGGCUAAGAAAAAUUAUAAACUAAAGUAUCAGUAAGUAUGUUUGGGUGGUAGUGAAAGUCAACGGGUAAAUAAAAAAAUUAUAUAUAUA